ACUUCCUGUUUUCUACGGGAGUCACAUAGCCCAAGCUCCUUUCAUUUCAACUGUAUGUUCACCCUUUUCUUGUUCUUUAUUCGCGCUACAUUGUUUUUCACAAGUCUGUCUAACCGGCUCCCAGAUUCUUCUCUCUUUGCGUAAGUCGAGGACUUGGAAAUGCACAACUCGUUCAACUUCGGUCCCGAUGGAUUUGACAUAUUUUUGAUGUCCUUUUUCUCUACUGGUUUUUGUUGGUAAUGUCACUCUGGAAGUAGUUGCCCAACCAAAGCCCCUUUUCUACAAAGUAACAUGUCGGCAGCUAGCUCAUUAGCUAUGUGGCAGCUACUCUGGAGCUGACAUAUCUAGCUAAUUUGCACAUUUUAUACGGUUGUUGUUCCUUUUUGCGCGUUCAUUUAUUCCCCACGGGAAGUUAUAAUGGCCCAAUUCCAGCGUCCGACACUGUGUUGCUGCCGCAAAGUGCUCACAGUGCCUAGCAAGUCGUGUGAGGGUGGCCAAGGUCUGGGUCAGUGUCGCCUCGUCGACAUCGCCUCUGCGUCCAACUUCCACUGCUUCAAGCUUCGCCACUUCCAUCUCGACCUCCGCCUCAACUUUGCCGUAAAGGAGAUCACUGGGUGGCAAGUCCUGGAACUUGUGGCUAUCCAACCAGGAGUGCAGACUUUGGUUCUGGACACUCACCCAUCCUUGCUAAUUCAGUCCAUAGACUGCAAGGUGCCUGGCACCACCGGUGCCCAGGACAUUUCCCCGUCGCUCAUCUACCGGGUAGACCCAUUCACAGACUAUGGAUCUUCGCUGAAUAUCAGCCUCCCAGCCUACGCGAUACGGCCGCACCGGGCUUUCCAGAUCACCGUUCGCUACACAACAACAGACGGUCCUGCGAUCUGGUGGCUGGACGCAGAGCUGACGUGUGGUCAGACUCGCCCGCUAGUCUUCACUCAGGGCCACUCUGUCUGCAACCGAUCCUUCUUUCCCUGCUUCGACACACCCGCCGUCAAGAGCACCUACACCGCUACUGUCAGGGUGCCGGAAGGUGUGACGGUGUUGAUGAGUGCCUCCCGUAGUGCCUACUCCAAGCAGGACAGGGUGUUCCAGUUCUCCAUGGAGUACCCCGUCCCAGCCUACCUGGUGGCACUAGUGGCAGGAGACCUGCAGCACGUCGACAUCGGCCCCAGGAGCCGGGUGUGGGCAGAGCCGUGUGUACUGACCUGUGCUGUGAGCAAGCUCGGGGGUAGCGUGGAGCGUUGGCUGAAUGUGGCCGAGGACCUCUUCGGACCCUAUGUGUGGGGAAGGUACGACAUAGUGUUCCUGCCUCCGUCGUUCCCGAUCGUGGCCAUGGAGAACCCCUGCCUCACCUUCAUCAUCUCCUCCAUCCUGGAGAGCCGGGAGUUCCUGCUGAUCGACGUCAUCCACGAGAUUGCCCAUGGCUGGUUCGGCAACGCGGUCACCAACGCCACCUGGGAAGAGAUGUGGCUGAGCGAGGGACUGGCCACCUACGCACAGAGACGCAUCACUACCGAGGCCUACGGUGAGGCCUUCACCUGUCUGGAGACGGUGUUCCGUCUAGACGCCCUGCAUAGACAGAUGCGUCUCCUAGGAGACAACAACCCUGUCAGCAAGCUGCAGGUCAAAUUUGAGCCAGGUAUUAAUCCCAGUAGUCUGAUGAACUUGUUCACUUAUGAGAAAGGCUUUUGCUUCGUCUCGUACCUCUCUCAACUCUGUGGCAAUGUCAAGCGCUUCGACAGCUUCCUGAGGGCCUACAUAGAGCAGUUUAAGUUCAGCAGUGUUGUGGCCCAGGACCUGCUCGAUUUCUUCUUGUGCUUCUUCCCGGAGCUGAAGGAGAGCUGUGUGGCACAGAGAGAGGGGUUGGAGUUUGAGCGGUGGCUGAACGCUUGUGGCCCCCCUCUGUGCGAACCGGACCUCUCGGCCGGGGGGGUUCUGACCGGUCCCGUCCAGAGUCUGUGUGACCUGUGGGCCAGCGAACCCCCGGACCCUGAGGCCAUCGCAAACUUUAACCUCUCCUCUUGGAGCACCUUCCAGACCGUUCUCUUCCUGGACAGACUGUUGGACCGCUCGCCCCUCUCACACGAGGUUAUGGGUCAGUUGUCACGCUGCUACUCGGCCCAGCUGGAUGAGAUGAACGCUGAGGUGCGGAUCCGCUGGCUGCAGAUCGUGGUGCGGAACAGCUUCUACCCGGACCUGCCCCGCAUCCGCGGCUUCCUGCACAAACACACGUCGAGGAUGUACACAGUCCCGUUGUACGAGGACCUUUGUUCCGGGGUGAUGAAGUGCUUUGCAGCUGAGGUGUUCUACCAGACACAGGCCCGCCUCCACCCCAACCUGCGACGGACACUCCAGCAGAUCCUGUUCCAGACCAGCGCCUUAUCCACUCCCACAGGCUCUGUCCCCUCCCUACUACACCCCACCCCCUCGUCACCCAGUCCCACCCCCAGGGACCAACUGGGGCCCGCCGACCCCCCCACAACUGGUACUAUCGCACUACGUGACGUCAACGUGUCCGCCUGAGUGGCCGGUAGAAGAGAAGAGAGACAUACAUACACUGUGAGAGAGGGGGGUGGCAUGUUGAAAAAGGUGAAGAACUGUAAGACUUGAAAUGACUGCAGUUUCAGCCAGACAUCAUCUGUGCUUGACUGAGACUGACAGUGAGUGAUGAAGGACCACCGGGUUCAUACACAUGCACACACAUUUACACACUGUGUAUGUACAGUGCAUUCGGAAAGUAUUCAGACACCUUGACUUUUUCCACCUUUUGUUACGUUACAGCCUUAUUCCAAAAUUCAUUCAAUAGUUUUUUUUAAUGACAAAGCAAAAACAGUUUAGACAUUUUUGCAAAUGUAAAAACAAAUAUAAAAACAUAAGCAUUCAGACCCUUUUACUCAGUACUUCGUUGAAGCACCGUUGGCAGUGAUUACAGCAUCGAGUCUUCUUGGGUAUGGCGCUACAAGCUUGACGCCUGUAUUUUUGCUAGUUUCUCCCGUUCUUCUCUGGAGAUCCUGCUCUGUGAUGUUGGAUGGGGAGUGUUGCUGAACAGUUAUUUUCAGAUCUCUCCAGAGAUGUUAGAUCCGGGGUCUGGAUGGGCCACUCAAGGACAUUCAGAUACUUGUCCCAAAGCCACUCCUGUGUUGUUUUGGCUGUGUGCUUAGUGUCGUUGUCCUGUUGGAAGGUGAACCGUCGCCCCAGUCUGAGGUCCUGAGCUCUCUGGAGAAGGUUUUCAUUAAGAAUCUCUUUAUACUUGGCUCCGUUCAUCUUUCCCUUGAUCCUGACUAGUCUCCCAGUCCCUGCCACUGAAAAACAUCACACACAGCAUGAUGCUGCCACCACCGUGCUUCAGCGUAGGGAUGAUGCCAGGUUUCCUCCAGAUGUGUCGCUUGGCAUUCAGGCAAAUAGUUACAUUUUGGUUUCAUCAGACCAAAGAAUCCAAGUUGGCUGUCAUGUGCCUUUUAAUGAGUGGCUUUUGUCUGGCCACUCUACCAUAAAGGCCUGAUUGGUGGAGUGCUGCAGAUAUGGUUGUCCUUCUGGAAGAUUCUCCCAUCUCCACAGAGGAACUCUGGAGCUCUAUCAGAGUAGCCAUUGGGUUCUUGGUCACCUCCCUGACCAAGGCCCUUUUCUCCCGAUUGCUCAGUUUGGCCGGGCAGCCAGCUCUAGAAAGACUCUUAGUGGUUCCCAAAUUCUUCCAUUUAAGAAUGAUGGAGUCCACUGUGUUCUUGGAGACCUUUCAAUGCUGCAGACAUUUGUUGGAACCCAUCCCCAGAUCUGUGCAUGGACAUAAUCCUGUCUCUGAGCUCUACGGACAAUUCCUUCAACUUCAUGGCUUGGUUUUUGCUCUGACAUGCACUGUCACCUGUGGGACCUUAUAUAGACAGGUGUGCCUUUCCAAUCAAAUGAAUUUACAACAGGUGGACUCCAAGUUGUAGAAACAUCUCAAGGAUGAUCAAUGUAAACAAGAUGCACCUGAGCUCAAUUUUGAGUCUCGUAGCAAAGGGUCUGAAUAAUGUAUUUCUGUUUUUUGGGGGGUGUUUUGCAAAAAAAUCCCCAAAAUCUGUUUUCGCUUUAUCAUUAUUGUGUGUACAUUUUAGAUUUAAGUCUGUAACGUAACAAAAUGUGGAAAAAUCAAGGGGUCUGAAUACUUUCUGAAUGCACUAUAUAUGCGUAUUUAUAUGUUGAGUCUGAUUUUUGUAAGCUAACCUUUUGAAACCUCUCUGGGAAGGACAAUGUUGUGUGUGUGUGUGUGUGCGUGCGCGCAUGCACUUCAUGAAUGGAGGUAACCAUCUAUUGACUGUCUGCACACAUGUGUGUCCUGCUUAGCGCUGGGAUUAUGGCUUCAUGAGCCUGCAGCUUGUGCCCUAGACUAAUUUACAGGGAGAGUGAGCCACCAAAUGUCCCUCUGCCCAGUCUGUAGUCAGAGAGGAGAGCCCUGCUGUCCCCAAAUGGCACUCUAUUCCCUACAUAUUGCACUCCUUUUGAUCAGACUGCAUAGGGCAGUGGUUCUCAAACCUCUUCUGGGACCCCCAGACAUCUCACCAAUUAGUUGUGGCCCUGAACUAGCUCACCUGAUUGACAUAGUCAAGGGCUUGAUGGUUAAUUGACAAGCUAAGAGUCAGGUGAGCUAGGUGUGGAAUAGAUCAAAUGCAUAGAAUGGCUGGGGGUCCCUGCGGAGAGGCUUGAGAACUGCUACCAUAGAUGGGGCUAUGGUCAAAAGCAGUACACUAUGGAACCCAGGGCCCAUAGCAUUUGGGACGCAAGCCUCUGUUUGCUACGUUAAACACUACACACUUUAACCCUGCCUUUAAUAAUUACAAUUGAUUAUUUCCACAUUUGGAAUAUCCAACAGGAAGGCUUAUCCAGCAAUAGAUGUGGAAUUCCCCCUGCUCGUUCUCUUCCCUUUACACGUGGGCUGUGUCUCAGUAGUCUAAACAGCCUUCCUCGUCUCCUUGCCCUCAUCUGCACUUAUCUGAAAGAAUUGAAAAUUCACUGAAAUGAAAGUCCAGUCGGCUAAAUGGAGUGUGCUUCUUUGACAACUUUGCUUUUACUAAUCAACUCCCUUAAGUAGGGAAGGUUGGUAGGCCUACUACUUUACACUAUUGAGACGCAGCCCUCACAGUGCAAAACCCUCUCCCAUAGGGCUGUCGUGAGAAGGGAGAGGGUAAGGCCACACGUGCCUUCAAACUGGAGCUCUGCUAUUCAUCUGGGUCACGUUCAGUCCUGUAACGUGCAUCCACCUAUCCAGGUGGCGUGCAACUUUACAGGACCUUCAGAUAGGAAUUUAUUGAACAGACAUGUUUCUUUGUCCUGAAGAAUAGGGAAUCGUUGUCAGCUAUAUAGAACGUGGCACUCUCCUGAAUGCGACCCUUGUCAACAGUGUCUGGACUUCUCUCGUUCAGGCUUGACUGCCAUUUCCAAAGCUACAGAUCAUUUUGAUUCUGUGAUUGACUAAAGAGAGGGGUGGGGUGUGUAUGUCAGUGACGUUAUUAAUGAAUAGCUGGGCUGAAAUGUUAACCAUGAUUUUGUACAAGUUUUGUUUUAAUGUUUCCUCCCAACAUUAUUAUUUAUGAAUUGUGAACGGGCUGUACCUCUCAGCAUAGAAAUGUGAGGGGCAGAAUGUUUGUUUUGAUGAUAACAUGAGAUUACAUUGUUAAACAGUGACAGUCUUCAGCUAUCCUCCGAUGCCUUACUUAAUGUACAGUAUUGUUACUGUACAACAGAGGGGAUAGACUAGCAGGUUUGUCUCCAAUGUUUUACAAGUAAUAAAAAAGCCUUGAGACUCAA
Messenger RNA from Oncorhynchus masou masou (cherry salmon), 5784 nucleotides. RefSeq names its product arginyl aminopeptidase like 1 (gene rnpepl1). The transcript is spliced from 11 exons. The coding region runs from base 418 to 2523 and encodes 701 amino acids. Gene Ontology annotation, biological process: proteolysis. The record is from RefSeq and is a predicted model, not a curated record. Gene Ontology annotation, molecular function: metalloaminopeptidase activity; zinc ion binding. NCBI's taxonomy places the organism in Eukaryota, Metazoa, Chordata, Actinopteri, Salmoniformes, Salmonidae.